This is a messenger RNA of Eremomyces bilateralis CBS 781.70, 3489 nucleotides long. Its product is annotated as WD40 repeat-like protein. Gene Ontology annotation, molecular function: protein binding. Gene Ontology annotation, biological process: regulation of mitotic cell cycle; mitotic spindle organization. The coding region runs from base 319 to 3489 and encodes 1056 amino acids. Lineage: Eukaryota; Fungi; Ascomycota; Dothideomycetes; Eremomycetales; Eremomycetaceae. The record is from RefSeq and is a predicted model, not a curated record. Gene Ontology annotation, cellular component: mitotic spindle. The transcript is spliced from 3 exons.
CACGCUCUCCAAUUCACGGUUUACAACGACACUGAAAGCUGGAAAUAUAUCGGGGUACAUUGUCCGGAUCCAGAGGCGAUCGUGGGAAAUGCAUUGACUCACCAUCUCCAAAUGCCGAGCUCCGUGCGACUCUCUCUACCACCUUUUGCGACCCCAAACAACUCCCUCCGCCGAAGGUGCAUACCUCCAUCACCCGGCUAACGGCGCUUUCGGCGGGAUAUUUCAUACCCGCGGGGACUGAGAUGAGCCUCUAGAAGUUAAUCAUCCCUUUAAGAUCCGCGCCAUCACCUUGUGGAUGCGCAAAGUCAGUCGUCCGCCAUGUCUACGCCUUCCACUGCUCCGCGCAUGAAUCCGCCCCUCGGGUUGCGGUUGACGCCAUCCAAUUCUCCGUUCGCGAGACACACACCGGUUCGGUCUCCGACGAAACCAAGCCGGAAUGAUAUCUGCCUUUCCCUCAAGCAGGUCAUCGGGACGACUGCCAACUCCCCGAAUGCGCUAGACUCCCUCCCUUCAUCGCAAACCUUCGCGUUCACGGCUGGAGCGGCGGCGGUGGUUGCCAGCGUGGAAUACGAUGGCCAAAUUAAGCAGCGGUUCUUCCGUGCGAGACCUACUGCCGUUCCACUGAACCCGAUUUCAUCGGUAUAUGGCCCUUCAACGCCAGUGGCAAGCGACGCUAGAGCGAGAACGACCUAUCGCGAAUCAUCCCCUUUCUUUUCUCCUUUGUCAGAUGCCACGGACUCACCCAGCGCGGGGAAAUCCUGGACGGCCCGUGAAAGGGUCAAGACCGCCACAUGCAUUUCGUUCAGUCCAGACGGGCGAUAUCUUGCGGUUGGAGAGGCUGGCUAUAGACCGCGAGUCCUCGUAUUCUCAAUCGCCGAUGAUGCUCCCUCAGACACCCCCGUUAGUUCUCUACCCGACCACUCAUUCGGCGUACGAAGCGUCGCAUUCAGUCCCGACUCCCAAUACCUCGCGACCCUGGGUUUCACGAAUGAUGGCUUUCUUUAUAUUUGGGGUAUCGGCAGGAACGGCGCGACGAAUCUCAUCGCGAGUAACCGAUGCACCAGCAAUAUCAAUGGCAUUGCCUGGAUCGGCAACUCCUUAGUGACAGCCGGGACGAGACACAUAAAAGUGUGGAGGGUUGAAGACACCGUCCAGCAAUCGUUAAAAUUCCGAGCAGGAGACAGCCAAGGCGUGGCUAGUCCAAAUCAGAAAACAUUAAUUGGAAGAAAUUGCUUGCUUGGUCCGCUCCUAGACAGUAAUUUCACGACCAUCGUGCCAAUUGGGACGUCCAAGGCGGUUCUCGGCACCGGCAAAGGCGAUAUUUGCUUAAUGGAUGACUCGAGCGGGCAGCAACAGUUUGCUCGCGUUGUGGAAGUUGGUUUUUCCAUUAAAGCCAUGGCGGUGGACUCGGAUGGACUCCUUCAGAUCGCUGGGAAGGGUAGGAUGAGGAAGAGCAUCAAAGUCGACGACCUGAUGAGUAGCGAGACUGUCACCAUCACCAAUUCUAAUCUUACGAUUGAAGCGAAUUCGGAUGCGGUGGCGUUGGGACCACUUGUCAGCAAAACAGUUGUUGUCGAUUCGCAGCGAGCGAUUCAGAUCCAUGAAAACGCACCGCGGCCCAGUGCAGCCCAUCAGUCCAGGAGACUGCCAGGGCAUGCCGGACCGAUUCUCGGGAUCAUGUCCUUCACUAAGACUAGUCAAGGAGAACCGCAGUUCUUCACCUGGUCCGGAAAUGGAACGACAAUCGCAUGGCUUGAAGAUGGUGCUAGUGCAUGGCAGGUCCAGGUGGAACUACCGCAGACGACGCGCGAUGAUCAGGUUGUGAACGAGUUGUGCGUAGUCCGGGGGGUCCCAUCCCAAAGAUUACUAGCAACUGGUGAUAAAGUGGGAAUGCUUCGAAUACUUGACUUUUCUGGAAAGGAAGUCUUCACGUUCAAAGCACACGUGAGCGAAAUUACCGACAUCGCAGUUCAGGAUGGUGACGAGGUCUUCCUCGCAACCGCGAGUCGGGACCGGACGAUCCAAAUCUUCAAACUAAACGGGGACAACUGGGAACUGGUUCAAACGCUCGACGAGCACGUUGGCGCUGUAACCGGAAUUGAUUUCUCGAAAGACGGCACUCGCCUUAUUUCUGCGUCAUCCGACCGCACUAUGGUUAUCAGGGAGUCGGCAUCAUAUGUUGAAGAUGGCAAGGCCUUGAAUGCAUACCUCAUAUCGAGGACCGUCACAUUGAAGGCAACCCCUACAUCUAUGACGCUGAGUUCAGCUGAGGACAAUGUCCUGAUCGUAGCGACGAUCGACCGGCACCUACACCGGUAUGAUCUUAAAACUGGACAUACCUUAACGUCGUUCAAGACAAAUGAUUCGGAAGGGGGGGACCCAGUCGUGCUCUCAUCGAUUGUCCACUUCACCGUCCCCAGCGGCACACCGAUGAUCGCUGGUGUAUCUAGCACGGAUAAAUCAGUCCGUGUAUACACUGAAAAAGGGAGUUUAGUCGCCCGAGACUGGGGCCAUACGGAGGGCGUAUCCGGACUGGCGUUGAUAUCUACCAGUACCGACCAAGGCGAACCGCAAGAAAGGCGGCUCGUCACCACCGCAUUCGACGGGACGAUCUUUCUCUGGGACACCCAACCCCGCCCCAGCGCCCCCGGCGGCCACGAGAUCUCCAAAUCUAUGGACCUCAUGGGCGUCGAGUCCGAGAAAGAACAGGGCCCCAGCCACCCGCCCCUCCGCCGCGUGCUGUCCCACAGCGAAAUGGCCCGCUUCCAACGCCGCCCGGACGAACCAUCCACCACCCCCGUUGGCAACCGCUCGCCGCGCUUGAAGAAACGCACGUCGCGCUUCACCCUCGCGCAAGCCCCGAAACUCGACCCCACCCCCACUACCACCCGGACCACCCACGACUCCCGCCGCAAAACCGCCAUGGCCCGCUCACCGUCUCCGCCGAGUCCGAACUCGCGCCACGCGGUCAAGUCCCGCCGUUCUUCCGUAGACGUCCGCUCCCGCGCUGCCCGCAGCACCGAGACCCUAUCCGCUCCCCCCGUCACCCCGUCCUCCAGCAUGGCUACCGCCACCGAGCACCUCUGCCGCGCGCUCCGGGCCUACCGGCGCAAGCUUGCCCACACGUCGGACAACCUCAAGCCGGACGCAGGGCGCGAGCUGGAGAAGGAGCUGAGCCUGACGAUGCGGGCGGUGGGCGAGCGGUCGAAGGCGCGGGUGCUGGACGAGGGGACGAUGAUCGCGUUGCUUGAUCGGCAUGGGAAGGAGCUGAUGGAGGAGUUCGAUGCAAGGUUGGCGGCGGGAUUGGCGAGGGCUGGGGAGGCGCAGAGUCCAAGUCCGGGGGGUGGGGGAAGUCGGAAGGGGAGUGAGGAUAGGGGGGCGGAUGGGAUUGAGGCGGAGGGUGAAUUUAGUGGCGGGAGUGAGGAGAGGAGUGGAGAUGCAGGGGGCGGGGUAGGGAUUGAGGCGUUGGGGGUAGCUGGAAAGGCGUAA